AUAGCUGAAAAACCCAAAAUGUAUAAUCGCAAUCCAAAGGAGAAGAAAAAGGGAGGCAUGGAGGCGAAUGUUCCUGACAUGAGCUUUACGAAGAUUAUGAAUGAAGUUGAGCUCUUUGUUUAUGUCCAAGAGAUAUACACUCUCCCCAUGAUGAUGCAAUGCGAGUUUAUGUUCUGCAUAUCUGAUGUUGAUGUUAUUAAAGUUAAUAGGAGCUCACAUAUGACAUGGAAGGAUAGGAAAGCAUUGGAGAACAAGAAAGUGAUUGAACUUGGUGGAAAGCCGCAGAAGAAACAGAGGCUGCCGCUGAGUGUAGCGCGAGUACAGAUGAAGAAGCAGAAAGAAAGAGAAGAGAUGAUGGUGGAACAGAAUAGGAUUCUUGGCAGAUUUGGAGGACAACUUGGUGGUGGAAGUGCGAAGAAACCCGUAGAGAGGAAGCGUAGGCCAGAGGAGACAGUUCUGAAAUCAACUGUAGGGAACUUCAGGAAUGGUGUUCUUGAUGUUAAGCAUUUACUACAUUCUGGUUCUUUAAGAAGUAAUGACAGAGAUAGCGAAAUGAGCAGCUAUGGUAAGAGGAGGAACAGAGGAGGAGGAGGAGGAAGUGAGCGAGGAGAAGGAGGAGGAGAGAUGAAGAAGAAAGGAAAGAAGAAAGGGAAGAAGAAGGGAAAGAAAGGAGGCGGUAAGAGGAAAGGCAAGUAA
Molecule: messenger RNA, 696 nt
Organism: Thlaspi arvense
Lineage: Eukaryota; Viridiplantae; Streptophyta; Magnoliopsida; Brassicales; Brassicaceae
Source: the annotation of a GenBank genome assembly